This is a messenger RNA of Sclerotinia borealis F-4128, 522 nucleotides long. Lineage: Eukaryota; Fungi; Ascomycota; Leotiomycetes; Helotiales; Sclerotiniaceae. The record is from the annotation of a GenBank genome assembly.
AUGGUUACCAUUACCCUCGAUCCUGAUUACGGCUACGUCAUCCUCGCCGCAACCAGCACCUUCAUCCUCAACCUCGUGCACGGCAUCAACACAGGCACGUACCGCAAAGCCGCCAAAAUCGACUAUCCGGCCGCCUACGCCCCCUCAUCCCGUACCGACGCCGACGCGCACCGUUUCAACUGCGCGCAACGCUCGCAUGCGAAUUUUACCGAGAAUCACUCGGUAGCCGUUACGGCAAUGCUGGUUUCGGGGCUGCAGUUUCCGCGCACGGCGGCGGUGUUGGGUGGUUUUUGGUCGCUUAGUAGGUGGGCUUAUAUGAGGGGGUAUAGUAGGGGGGGUGCGGGGGGGAAGGGUAGGUAUGAGGGGAUUGCGUUUUGGGGGUUUCAGUUGGGAUUGAUGGGGAUGUGUGGGUGGAUGGGGGGUGAAGAUGGUGUUGGGGGGGUUUGUGAUAAGAGGGAUGUAAGGGAAGUGAGGGAUGAGAUGGGAUGGGAUUUGGGGGGUGAUUGGGGGGUGAUUUUGUAG